ACUUAAGUGGGUUCGCCACGCUUAAGUACUGGAGUCAGUUGGUAAUCAGCUAGUUUUUUUGUGAUCAACUUUCCGCGAAUGAAAUGCAACGCCUGCUGGCUUGCUUCUUACUGGCCACCACUCUACCCGGGCUUGAUGUACUUGCCCAGAACCUGAACCUGAGUCAAACCAUCGAUCUGGACAAGUUGGCCAAAAUAGUAGUGCCUUCGAAACUCCAAACUCGUGUUGUCGGCGGUCGUGUCACUACAAAUGAAAAACUAGGCGGCUAUCUAAUUGCUUUGCGCUACGACAAGGAGUUCAUUUGCGGUGGCACUCUGAUCCACGACCUCAUCGUCCUCACGGCUGCGCAUUGCUUUUUGGGGCGAGAGAACAUCAAGGAAUGGGAGGCGGUUGGCGCCACCUCGAAGCUUCGAGAUAAAGGCAUUAUACGCAAAUUUAAGGAAGUCAUCAAGUCCGCCCAGUUUCGAGAAGAUGACAUGAACAUGGAUGUGGCCGUAGUGCGGCUAAAAAGCCCCAUGAAGGGCAAAAACAUCGGAAAACUAUCACUGUGCACUGCGCACCUCAGGCCGGGUCUGGAACUAGUGGUUUCUGGCUGGGGAAUGACCGAUCCCAGUGGCACUCGCCCGCAGCUCUUAUUGCGGACGGUUACAGUGCCCAUUUUAGAUAAGAGUGUAUGUCGUUCUUCCUACUGGCCAGCGGUUAAUAUAACAGACAGCAUGUUUUGCGCCGGAGUUCUGGGGAAGAAGGAUUCCUGUACAUUUGACUCCGGUGGUCCGCUGGUAUACAAGAAGCAAGUAUGUGGGAUCGUGUCCUUUGGAAUCGGGUGUGCCAGCAGACGCUAUUCCGGCGUCUACACAGACAUUACUUACGUAAAGCCCUUUAUAGAGAAGAGCAUUAAGGUAUUGCUGGCGUAAACUUGAAUAAAUUGUACAAACUA
Molecule: messenger RNA, 937 nt
Organism: Drosophila biarmipes
Lineage: Eukaryota; Metazoa; Arthropoda; Insecta; Diptera; Drosophilidae
Product: seminase
Exons: 2
Coding region: 84-914 (276 amino acids)
Biological process (GO): proteolysis
Molecular function (GO): serine-type endopeptidase activity
Source: RefSeq, a predicted model, not a curated record